GCUUCGCUUCGCCUCGCCUCGCUUCCUCCUCCUCUAUUCCUCCCGUCCCUCUUCCUCUAACCUCCUCCCUCCCCGGGACCUGAGCUGUCCGUCCGGUCCACAGCUGUGGCAGUGGCGGCAGCGCCCAGGAUCUGCGUCCAGAUUUCAUUAAUCUGAUCCAGGGUCCCCUGUGAUUGCCAGCUGAAACAGAGAAAUCUCAGCAUCCUUCGAAGUUCAGCCCAAGUGCCAUCUCCUACAUAAAUCUUUUCCUAAUCUCUCCAGUCACUGGUUCCUCCUUUUUAAAGGUUCUACAGCCUGUUGUCAUUAACACAGGAAACAUUGAUUGGAAACUACUCAUUCAGAAAAUUAAAAGAAACCCAGUUCAUCUUAUCGGUCCUUUAAGAAGAGGACAUAACAGCCUUGCUUCUUUGCUAUCAGCUUAACUUGGAGAGGUCACAAGGGAGAGAAGAAUGGCAGAUGACCGGAAAGAUGAAGCUAAAGCACCUCACUGGACAUCAAGCCCACUGGCAGAGGCAUCUUCCCACCCACAUUCACCUGAGCUUAAGGAACAAGCUGGAGCAGGAGAUGGAAUAGUCCGGAGUGCCAAUGGAUUUCCAUACAGAGAGGAAGAAGAGGGUGGCUAUGGAGAUCAUGGGCAACAGGGUACCUAUUCAAGAACCAAAGAGAAUGGAAUUAAUGGAGAACUCACCUCAGCUGAAAGGGAAACAGCAGAGGAAGUAUCUGCAAGGAUAGUCCAAGUAGUAACUGCGGAAGCUGUUGCAGUCCUGAAAGGUGAACAAGAAAAAGAAGCCCAGCAUAAAGACCAACCUGCAGGACUCCCUAUAGCAGUUGAAGAGUCUGCUAAUCUGCCUCCCUCUCCACCUCCAUCACCAGCCUCUGAACAGACUGGAACAGUGGAGGAAGCCUCGAAGAUGGAGUUCCAUGAACAACAGGGCACUGGCCCUCUCACAGUUGAACCAUUAGACAAGAAGGAAAAGGAACCUGAGAAAGGAAGUAAGCCUGCUGAACUGCCUAAACAUGAUGCCUUAGUCGCCCAGCCAGCACAACCUGAGACUGUAGAUAAAAAGGACAUACAUGGCGAAGAAGAUGCAAAGGCACCUCUUACUCCAUUUGAACAGUCUUUCGGGGAAGAGCUAGAGUACAUGCAGCAGAAAAGUGAACCAAUCCCUGCAGAACUUGAUGUGGGUUUUCCUACAGAGACUGUAUUUCAGAAAGAGCAAAAAGUCUUGUCCAUUGAAGUACCCAAGGAUGAAUGGAGUACAUAUAGUCAAUUAUCUCCUGGCCCUCUCACACCCAUGAAAGAAAACUAUGCAGUUCAAGAAAUCCCCAAAUGGGAUGGGAAAAAAUUAGACUCUCCAAAGCCAACUCCCUUUGGAAGUGUGAGCUUUCCUUUACCUUCUGAACCUAAGGCUGAUUUGUCAGAUGCCACUAAAGAUACACUUGUUUCUGAAGCACUCCCCAUGGCACCAGAGACACUGAAGCCAGAAGAUAAAAAGCCCAAGGAAGAGUCCAGUGGCCCACAGAUUGCCAAAGAGAUUCCAAAGGAUGAACAAAUCGUUACGGAAAAAACCUCAAAAGCAGAAGAAACAACAAUUUCAAUGGAAAUUACACCAUCCAUGGAAGCUGACAAACCAACUGUAGCAGAAAGUCCUAUUAAGAAAAUUUCCAAAGUUGGGGAAGAAAAAGAUGUAAUAAAACAAGAAAGUGAGCAGAAAACAGAACCAGGUACAUUCAAUGGACAGAAAUCUACUUUGCUUGACAGUGAACUGCAGCCAAAACCAGAAGAGAAAAAUGUCCUUCCUGAAAAGAAAACUAUGCCAAAAGAAGGUGAACUUCAGAAGAUAUCAGAUGAAGAGAUGGGCAUCAUCAGUGUCUCAACAGAGAAAACAUUCCAAAAAGAAGAAAAGAAAGACCAAAAAACUCCCAUUGAUGAUUUAAGACAUGAUGCAUUCCCUGAAGGCCUAGAACAAGUGCUCUCAGGUCCUGCCACAACUUCAAAAAUGCUGGAUAAAGCUCCUGAUGAACUAGGUCUCCUCAGUGAAAAGACUGCAACCAAGGAACUGUUUCGAGAGGAAGUUGUUGACAAAGACAUUGAGGCCCACAGGGCAGGGGUUGCAGCCUCUCUUGAUUACGAUAGGCAGCUCGAUGAAGACAAAUCUGGAAUGUCAAAGUACUUUGAAACCUCCACGUUGAAAGAAGAAACCACAAAGAGCAUCCAGUCUGGCAGUGAUUACUAUGAACUGAGUGAUACAAAAGAAAGUGUCUAUGAAUCCUAUGAUACAGCUUCACCUGUACAUAAAAGUUCUGAAAAGGAGUUUUAUGCAGAAAAGGAGCAGCAACCUGCUCCCAUUUUAGAGGGGGGAUACAGUACCCUUGCACAGAGCUAUCCAGCUGACCUGCCUGAAGAACCUAGCUCUCCCCAAGAAAGGAUGUUCACCAUUGAUCCAAAAGUUUAUGGAGAAAAAAGAGACCUCCACAGUAAAAAUAAAGAUGAUUUGACACUGAGCCGGAGUUUAGGACUUGGUGGUAGAUCUGCCAUAGAACAAAGAAGCAUGUCAAUCAAUUUACCCAUGUCUUGCCUGGAUUCCAUAGCACUUGGCUUUAACUUUGGCCGGGGACAUGAUCUCUCUCCACUGGCUUCUGAUAUUCUAACUAAUACUAGUGGAAGCAUGGACGAAGGGGAUGAUUACCUUCCAGCCACAACUCCUGCCGUGGAGAAAGCUCCUUGUUUUCCAAUAGAAAGCAAAGAGGAAGAAGAACAAUUGGAGGAGGAGAAAGCAACCAGAGCGGAAAAUAUCCAGGUAGAAUCAUUGUGUGAGUCACCUUUCCUGGCCAAAGAUUAUUAUAAAAAUGGGUCUGUGAUGGCCCCUGACUUGCCUGAAAUGUUAGAUCUAGCAGGCACGAGGUCCAGGCUAGCUUCUGUGAGUGCAGAUGCUGAGGUGGCAAGAAGGAAAUCAGUACCAUCAGAGACACUGCUUGAAGAGAGCAGCACUGGCUUGACUACUCUAACUGAUGAAAACCAUGUUGCCACAAAAGCAGACAGUCAACUUGAGGAUCUAGGUUACUGUGUUUUCAAUAAAUAUACAGUUCCUCUACCAUCACCUGUCCAGGACAGUGAGAAUUUAUCUGGUGAAAGUGGUUCCUUCUAUGAUGGUUCUGAUGACAAGAUCCGAAGAGAUUUGGCCACAGAUCUCUCGUUGAUUGAAGUGAAAUUGGCAGCAGCUGGAAGAGUCAAAGAAGAGUUUAGUAGUGAGGGAGAACUAGCCCAGCCCAUCUCUGGUGAUAAGUCAGGUCUUGGGAGGGAGUUUGAUCAUGAAAAGAAGAGUAGUGAGAAAUUGGAUACUGUGCUAGAAAAGAGCGAAGAACACUUUGAAUCCAAAGAAAUGCUGCUUCUCGAAGAAAAAGAGCAUCCGAAAAAAGUAGCAGAGGGAGUGGAUCAAGUUGAAGCAUUUGGAACAGGAAUGACCUUUGAACAAGUAUUUGGAAAAGAGCCCAUCAAACCAAAAGAUGCUUCUAUUUUCAUAAGUGAAAAGGCAGAAAAGAGUCUUAGUUCAGUGCCAGAGGUGGCUGAGGCAGAACCAUCCCCCAAAACAGACCAUGGCUUGGAUGCUGCUGCCAAGAAAGAUGAGCAGAGUCAACCUGAGGCUAAGAUCAGUGACUUUGGGCAGGCUGCUUCAGGACCGGGGGGAGAUACUGAGAAAGAAACAGAACCUCAUACCCAGGCUGCUGAACAAGACAGGACCCCCAUAGCCAAACCCCCUGAGGCAGACACAUUUCCCAGUACUGAGCCCAGCCACCUGAAAGAGAGCAGCAAGGUUUCUGAGACAGAAGUCAAAGAAAAAGUGGCCAAGCCUGACCUGGUGCACCAGGAAGCAGUAGAUAAAGAGGAAUCCUACGAGUCAAGUGGGGAACAUGAUCACACUCCUGAGAGUCUGACUAUGGAGUCCUUGAAACCUGAUGAGGGCAAGAAAGAAGUGACCCCGGAAGUAACUGGACUACCAGAAGACAUCACAAUCAAAUUGCCGGCAGAAGAGCCUCCAGCAAAAACUGAUGCAAAGAGUUACGAAGUACAGACUGAGGGGACUGAUGCUCAGAUGGAGCAAGUUCAGGAGCCCAAAGAAGAAGUUAAGGAAACUCCAGACAUCUCCAUCACUCCCUCAGAAGUCAUCGAACCAUUGCUGCAAGGGAUUGUAUCUGAACCAGAGGGAGCUCAGAGGGAAGAAGAGGAAGAAAUAGAAGCCCGGGGAGAAUAUGAUAAACUACUUUUCCGCUCAGAAACUCUCCAGAUGACAGACUUGAGUGUUCCAGCUGUCAAAGAUGAAUUGGUGGAGAUGGGUGCAGCCGAGAUGCCCGAGUACAAGGGAGUGAUUGAGUCAGUGGUGACCAUUGAGGAUGACUUCAUCACCGUCGUACAAACCACCACAGAAGAAGGGGAAACUGGUUCCCAUAGUGUACGGUUUGCUGCCCUAGAACAGCCAGAGGUGGAAAGGAGGCCCUCUCCCCCUGAAGAAGAAGAAGAACCACAAAUAGAAGAAUCUGCAGAAGCACUUGGAGAACCCAAAGAAGGCUCCCCCGAGGCCCCUGCUUCGCCAGAAAAGGAAGAAGUUGGCUUUUCUGAAUACAAGACAGAAACAUAUGAUGAUUACAAAGAUGAGACAACCAUUGAUGACUCCAUCAUGGAUGCUGACAGCCUCUGGGUGGAUACUCAAGAUGAUGAUAGAAGCAUCAUGACAGAGCAGUUAGAGACUGUUCCUAAAGAAGAGAAAGCAGAGAAGGAAGUUCGGAGACCAUCUCUCGAUAAACAUAGGAAAGAAAAACCCUUUAAAACUGGGAGAGGCAGAAUUUCCACUCCUGAAAGAAAAAUAGCUAAAAAGGAACCUAGCACAGUCUCCAGAGAUGAAGUGAGAAGGAAAAAAGCAGUUUAUAAGAAGGCUGAACUUGGUAAAAAAACAGAAGUUCAGGCCCACUCUCCCUCCAGGAAAAUCAUUUUAAAACCUGCUAUCAAAUAUACUAGACCAACUCAUCUCUCCUGUGUUAAGCGGAAAACGACAGCGGCAGGUGGAGAAAGUAACCAGGCUUCUGGUAUAUAUAAACAAGCAAAGGACAAAUACUCAGAUGGUGUGAGCAAGAGCCCUGAAAAGCGCUCCUCUCUGCCCAGGCCUUCCUCCAUCCUUCCUACUCGAAGAGGGGUAUCAGGAGACAGAGAUGAGAAUUCUUUCUCCCUCAACACUUCUAUGUCUGCUUCAGUACGACGAACCACUAGGUCAGAGCCAAUUCGCAGAACAGGAAAAAGUGGUACUUCAACUCCCACUACUCCAGGCUCCACUGCCAUCACUCCUGGUACACCACCCAGCUAUUCCUCCCGUACCCCAGGUACUCCUGGUACCCCUAGCUACCCUAGAACCCCACACACACCGGGAACUCCCAAAUCUGGCAUCCUGGUGCCCACUGAGAAAAAAGUUGCCAUUAUACGCACUCCUCCAAAGUCUCCAGCCACCCCUAAACAACUACGGCUUAUUAACCAACCGCUGCCUGACCUGAAGAACGUAAGGUCUAAAAUUGGAUCCACAGACAACAUCAGAUAUCAACCUAAAGGUGGACAGAUACAAAUUGUUACUAAGAAGAUUGACUUAAGCCACGUGACAUCCAAAUGCGGUUCCCUAAAGAAUAUCCGUCAUCGGCCAGGUGGUGGCCGUGUGAAAAUUGAAAGUGUGAAGUUGGAUUUCAAAGAGAAAGCACAAGCUAAAGUGGGGUCACUUGACAAUGCCCACCACAUACCUGGAGGUGGUAAUGUCAAGAUUGACAGCCAAAAAUUGAACUUCAGAGAACAUGCUAAGGCUCGGGUAGACCAUGGUGCUGAGAUCAUCACACAAUCUCCGGGCAGAUCCAGUGUGGCUUCCCCCAGGCGACUCAGCAAUGUCUCCUCAUCUGGAAGCAUCAACCUGCUUGAGUCCCCCCAGCUUGCCACUUUGGCCGAAGAUGUCACUGCUGCCCUUGCUAAGCAGGGCUUAUGAAUCUGUCUCAUUUAACACUGAAUGAAGUAAUUCUAUUUAGUCAUGAGCUCUUAGCAGGAGCGGGCUCAGAGCAGGUGUUAUAUUCAAUCCCUACAAAUUCUAAAAGAAAUCUUAUCCCAAGAUUAUGGUAACCAUUACGAUAAAAAAGAAUCUCCCAAAUUUAAGUAUGUUCAGAAAUUGACCUGAUUUUCAUUUGCAGCAGGAAGACUCAUUGGCUUUACAUGAGUACAAUUGCAAAAUAUUCCAUUGGAUAAUUCUUGUUGCUCUGCUCUGUCUUGCAUGGAGUACUAUGCUAAAAAUGCAUUUUUACCUUUCAUGUGCCUGAAGGCCAUCCACUAUUUUCUGAAGAGCCUUGUUAAUAUCCAAGCUGCUCAUUUCACUGGUCUGUUUAUGGACAACAAAGAUUGUCCUUUUGUAACUUAUUACAGGUUAAAUUAAACUGAAAGAGUCUGAUUACAAGAUGCGAAGAACAUAUUAAAAAAAACAAGUUUAAAAAAAGUAUUAUUUUGUAUAAAUGGGAAGAAAGAUUCAAUUAAGUUAUUAACAUUUUGGGCCUGGAUAAUUAAAUCAGUGUAUAGGUGAUUCUGAUAAAUUAUUUAACUAAUUAAAAAAAAGUAGUUGAAGAACAGUUGAACUGUAUUUUUGAGGAAGUGAUAUACAAGAGCAGCUUUUAGACAUGGAGCACUUCCACAACUAUGGACUUGUGUCUGAUUAGGAUGUCAGUUAAUUGGCUAGAUUUGUGUCCACACUACAAGUUUCACAUCCUUUCCAUCUGUUUGAUACAGUAUUAUAGAUAUACAUAUAUAUAUACAUAUAUAUAUUUCUCUGUGGCCAUUUGUGAUACUCCCUCAUAUACUUGAAUAUUAUACUUCUUUAUUAUUCACAGUAUCUGUGUCUCUUGCACCCUUUGGUGUUGAAAUUUUAGGUAUGUGAAAGUAGAUGUUAGCAGGGUUUUUUCCCUAUUACAAACAAAAAAAAAUUAAAAAGAGAAAAACUUUUAGCAUGAAGUUGCUUUCUGUAACAACUAAAAGCCGUGCCCCUGUUAUAGUGCCAGAUACAAGUCUCUUCUGUAAUGCUAGAAUUUUUUUUUCCUUUUCUGUUUCUCUUCACCAACAUAGAUGUUGCUGGGGAGGUCUGGAUCUAUGUAAAAGGAUCGAAAAACUGUUGGUUUGAGAUUCUGGAAUUUUUUUUAAAUUAAGAAGUAAUUUGGAUUUUACUUCAAUAAUUAUGAGAUGAUGGCCUCUUUUAUUUAUUUACUUUUUUUUUUCAUUUGCUAAAGUUGAAUCCAAGAAAGUGAAUUUGAGAAAAUGUCAUUCCUCUCCUCAGGAUGGCAUCUCCUUGUUAAAUUAGCUAGACUAUCAGAGGAGGCCACCCAUUGAAAUAAAACAUUUGUCCACAUAUCAAAAAAGUAAAAAUACUUUCAAUUAGAAGAAUACUUUUUUUAAGUGUGCAUAGAAACAAAAAGUGGAAAUGCAGCAUCCGAUUUGAUGGAUUUACUUUUCAGCAUUCUGCUUGCUAUAACACUACAUCAACUAAAAAAAAAAAAUGCUGCAGCUUAGUAUGGUUUCUCAAGGGAGAGGGCUGUUCUGAUAUUAUCUACAGUAAUCUUGCCUAGAAAUCACGAAACAACUAGUUCAAAUCACAGAUUGUUGAUUUUAAACCCCUUGACAAACAUUUUCCAUGAUCCAUUUCUGAGCUGCCUCUAAAAAGGGCCAGAGAAUGACAUGAUUUAUAGAAGUUCUUUGCUAUUUUAAGUGUUCUUAAGAUUCCUCAUCUUAGCAACUGAGCUAAAACAGUGUUGAAGUCAGAGAGUGAUUUGUUGUUUCUUUUGAGCUAAUUGUUUUAAAAAUUGACAAUGAUAGUAGAAAGGAGAGGAUGAGCGCGGAAGUCAGCAACAUUUUAGUGGGUAUCAUCUAACAAAAAUACAAAGGGUGAAGAGACAGGAAACUGUCGGGGUAAUAUAAUGAUCCGUCUGACAUUGUUAUUGAUGUAAAUUCCCCAAGGGAAAACCCCUAGAAACACAGAAAAUCCUUUACUUCAUUAGUUUUCAGCAGAGAGUUUUUAUACACUCCCAAUCUUGUCUAACCCUGUCUAUCAGUCAGUUGUUUGAUGCAAAUGUUGUGAAUUUAGAAACUGAGUGGGACAAUGGGUUUCUAAUUUCUGCCUUGUAAUUGCUGAGUAGAGUUUGCUUAAACUAACCCUGGCAUUUACAUAGAAAUAUUUCCUGGUGUAGUGCAUCAAAGUCCUUCAUGUUGCACAAACAGGAAGACUAGUAGUGUGGAACACAUUGUGGACCCUGUACCACCAAUGAGUGAAAAAUAACUUGGCAGUAUUUUUCUUAAGCCUUUUGAUAGUGUUAGCUAGCAACUAAAGGACUGUGGAAUAUUCAUUCAACAGAAAUUGAACACCAGCUGGUCAGAACAGCAUUUAACCUGUGACUCAAGUAUUUUUUUUUUUAGAUCUGCUUUAAAAUUACAAACACACACCAAAAACAAACAAAAAGAAUGAUUCAUGAUGGUGAAGUUUAGUUACCUGCAUAUAAAAGUCUAGAGUUAGAUUAGUGGAAGACAUUUAUUUGACUCUAGUUUUUUCUUGUCCAGUCCUAACAAGGUCUUUAGAAUGACUAAGUUGACUUGCCCAGAAGGAAUCAAGAGUCUUUUUAAAAAUCAGCAAAAAGAAACAGAUUUUUGCUGACUCAAGGGAAACACACAGGUUAAGUUACAGGGCUCUUGAAGCCCCUUGAAAAAGCCAAGCCUUGUCUUCACUCUUAAGAACAGUACUCAACAUAAGCUUUGCAAACACAAUACUAAUAAGAAAGACAAUGCAUCUGGCAAUCUAGGAAUCAGAGCUCUAAAAGCUUUUGAUUCUAGAUCCUCUAUAUCCAGCUUUACUCUGGCUUUGGCUGCUGAGAAUCAGUCUCACUGUAACUGCCUAAGUAAUCCAGAUUCAUGAAGAGUUAUAAGGCCAACGUUCACAAAAGAACCAACUCUCUCUGGAAUCACCUGCAACUGAGAAACAUUUAAAUUACCAUGAUCCAGAUUCAUGAAGAGUUUUAAAGGCCAUGUUCACUUGAACCAACUCUCUCUGGAUUCACCUGCUGUGUUAGCAGGAUGAUGGGCUCCAGUCCCAUCCACAAGCAAAAGCCCUGUGUAGCACUAGGUAAACAAGGACCUGAAAAAGGCUGGACAGAGAAAACUGAUGGAAGUUGGGAAAAUGCAAAGGCAAUUGGCCUACAAAACCUAUGGUAGACUUUACAUUUUUUCUUACUACGUACAACAGGAAAUGGUAUAUUAGCCACCAAAUAAUAUUACAUUAGUAUUAAUGUAGUGAUAUUCCUCAUAAUUGAUUCCAACACAACUGGAAAUAUAAACAUUUUUGUUUUCUGUCUUUCAUGCCAGAAGAAAGAGGAAAGGGAAUCAUUUAGCCUUUAAGUGGCAGAAAAAGAGAUUUGCUGCUUGGAAGUGAAUUCAUAAUAAGUGGAGACAGAUUUCAUAUAUUCCUUCAAUAUUUCAGCUUAAUUCCAUGUUUGUGUUUAAAGUUAUACAGGUAGGAUUCUAGCCUAGGUGAGUAAGCUGGAGCGAUUCCCUCUACAACAAAGCUGCCUAUUUUCAGACUCCGAAAAGGUUAAUCAUAACAAUUCACUUCAACUUUAGCAAAGAGGAAAAAAAAAAAGCAAAAAAUGUACACCCAGUGUGUCUGGAUUCCAA
Vombatus ursinus (common wombat) is the source of this 9721-nucleotide messenger RNA. RefSeq names its product microtubule associated protein 2 (gene MAP2). Gene Ontology annotation, cellular component: neuron projection. NCBI's taxonomy places the organism in Eukaryota, Metazoa, Chordata, Mammalia, Diprotodontia, Vombatidae. Gene Ontology annotation, biological process: microtubule cytoskeleton organization; neuron projection development. Gene Ontology annotation, molecular function: microtubule binding. The record is from RefSeq and is a predicted model, not a curated record. Bases 450 to 6014 code for a protein of 1854 amino acids. The transcript has 17 exons.